Aphis gossypii (cotton aphid) is the source of this 1209-nucleotide messenger RNA. Its product is annotated as RISC-loading complex subunit tarbp2-like. The coding region runs from base 184 to 1209 and encodes 341 amino acids. The record is from RefSeq and is a predicted model, not a curated record. The transcript has 2 exons. NCBI's taxonomy places the organism in Eukaryota, Metazoa, Arthropoda, Insecta, Hemiptera, Aphididae.
GAUACAGUUUUAACUUUUAAGUCAUUGUCAUUUACCAUCUCAAUUGUGAACUCAAAUCUCAAAAAUCUGAGCUAUUAGAAACAACGAGUACUAACGGUUUUCUCUUCGUCGUCUUCGAACGGUCAAACACGACGUGUAGUAUUACAGAAGUCUGAAGACGCACAUCUAUUUAUUCACCAAAAAAUGAAUAAAGAUAUGGGAUCAGAUCUGAAAAAUAAUGCUGCACACAUCAGUUCAUUAAACAAAACUCCAGUCACUAUUGUACAAGAGUAUGCGGCUAAAAAUCGCCUUGUUCCUCAAUACGAUCUCAUAUUUGAUGGUACUUCUUGUAGUAUGGUCAAAUUUAAGUAUAGUUUAACUGUGGGUAAUUAUGUAGCUGUAGGCCAAGGGUCUUCCAAAAGAGAAGCUAAACAUGAGGCCGCAUUUAAGCUUCUUAAUUUAAUGAUUGAUGCUAAACCUCAAUUAUUGAAUACUGAUUUUAAAAAAUGGGAUUUUGAUAAUCAUGUGGUAUCUCCAUAUGAAAACAGUAUUAAAGUUAAUGCUGUUGGAAAAUUGAAUGAAAUUUGUGCAAAUAAUAAACUAGGAUUGCCUGAAUUUAAUUUAGUUAGAGAAGAAGGUCAACCCCAUGUUAAACUAUUUACUGUGAGUUGUCAAGUAGCUAAAUUAAUUGUAACAGCAAUACACAAAACUAAAAAGCAGGCCAAACAUUUUGCCGCUGUUCAGAUGAUAAACAAAUUAAUGUCAAUUGACAAAUCACUGGUUAUGGAAGAGGCAUCACAAGAAUCAGACUCUAAGAACAUCGUGGACCAGGUAAAACUUCUCAAAUCAAAGCUUUUAGGUGUCAAAAGCAAGGUUAGACCUAUGGAUGAAGAUAUCAGCAACUAUCAUAUGCUUUUUAAAAAAUCUGAAUUUAUAAGUACGGAUACACUAGAUAAGGUUAUCAAUCAGUACAAAAAAACUGGUAAAUUGGAAUUACUUGAACCUUUUGACAUUUUAAAUAAAAUUGUCACUGAAAAUGAAAUGGACCUGACUUCAGUACCUGUAGAAGAAGUAUUUGAUGGUGUAGCACUAGCAAAAUUUAAUUGUUUACUUGCUAUAGAAAGUGUAUACCCUCCUAUUGUUGGUGUGGGUGAAGCUGACACCGUUGAACAGGCUAAAUCUAUUGCUGCAACAGAGGUACUUCAUGCAAUUUGUAUAUUAUUAAAUUAA